Oryza brachyantha (malo sina) is the source of this 2418-nucleotide messenger RNA. RefSeq names its product chitin-inducible gibberellin-responsive protein 2. Gene Ontology annotation, molecular function: DNA-binding transcription factor activity; sequence-specific DNA binding. The record is from RefSeq and is a predicted model, not a curated record. Gene Ontology annotation, biological process: regulation of DNA-templated transcription. The transcript is spliced from 2 exons. Gene Ontology annotation, cellular component: nucleus. The coding region runs from base 402 to 2039 and encodes 545 amino acids. NCBI's taxonomy places the organism in Eukaryota, Viridiplantae, Streptophyta, Magnoliopsida, Poales, Poaceae.
UCUCUCCCGUACGCGGCAGAAGGCAGCGCCCCGCCAUAGCCGGCCGGCGAGCUCCACACCCCCACCACCUCCGCGCUCUCCCUUGCGGCGGCACAGGACGGGCUCCUCCUCUCGUCUGCCCGCCCGCUCUUCUCGUCGGCGGCGUUAGCUCCCGUCUCGUCUCCUCCCGCCUGCGCCGAUCUCCCGCGAGCAGGGGCCGGGCGCUGUCGUCCUGCGUCCUCACCGAUUUUGUCCCUGCUGGAUUUCUGAAAUUGAACUGGAGGACUGGAGAUAUCAAGACAUCAACAACAAACUAUAAAGCUUCCCCUCCAGUUAAUCUGUUCCUGGGAUCUCCUUGUCAUACGCGAACGAAGCACUUGAUAAUAUGCAGUAAAUAGCUUUGGAGUCUUGACUAAACCACUAUGGCUGAUACUCCAACUUCCCGAAUGAUUCAUCCCUUUAGCAAUAUAUCAAGCCAGAACCUGAAGCAGUUCCAGUAUUCUGAUAAUUCACAGCAUCCUUGUCAUCCUUAUAGGGGACCUUCAGACACCCACGUUGUACCACAGCAUCAUUAUAGCCUAAAGUCACAUUCACCGGAUGCUGGUUGUGAAAGCCAGGCUGCUCCUAACAAGUACACACUGGACUCCUCUGAAGGUGCUCGUUGUAUGAGAAAUGAUUCUCCCUCCAGUCAAAGUUUCACCACCAGAAGCGGUAGCCCUCUAUCUCAGGAAGACAGUCACUCUGACUCGACAGAUGGAUCUCCUGUAGGCGCUUCCUGUGUCACUGACGAUCCUACUGAUCUGAAGCAAAAACUGAAGGAUCUCGAGGCUGUUAUGCUUGGGCCAGACUCCCAUAUAGUCAACAGCCUUGAGAAUUCUGUGGCAAACCAACUGUCCUUGGAGCCGGAGAAGUGGGUGCAUAUGAUGGGCAUUCCCAGAGGCAACUUGAAAGAGCUACUGAUUGCUUGUGCUAGAGCUGUGGAAGAGAAGAAUAGCUUUGCAAUUGAUCUGAUGAUUACUGAGCUGAGGAAAAUGGUUUCAGUAUCCGGUGAACCGCUUGAGAGGUUGGGAGCCUACAUGGUAGAAGGCCUUGUUGCCAGGCUUGCCUCCUCUGGCAGCUCGAUCUAUAAAGCUUUGAAGUGCAAGGAACCAAAGAGCUCUGACCUCCUGUCCUACAUGCACUUCCUGUAUGAGGCCUGCCCCUACUUCAAGUUUGGUUAUAUGUCAGCAAAUGGCGCCAUUGCAGAGGCUGUCAAGGGAGAAGACAGGAUUCAUAUCAUCGACUUCCAUAUCUCUCAGGGUGCUCAGUGGAUUUCUCUCCUCCAAGCCCUUGCAGCGAGGCCUGGUGGACCACCAACAGUGAGGAUCACAGGCAUCGAUGACUCGGUUUCAGCUUACGCACGAGGCGGCGGGCUAGAGCUGGUCGGGAGGAGGCUGUCACACAUCGCCGGCCUGUGCAAGGUGCCAUUUGAGUUCCACCCACUCGCCAUCUCCGGCAGCCAGGUCGAGGAGGCGCAUCUCGGGGUCCUCCCGGGGGAAGCCGUCGCCGUGAACUUCACCCUGGAGCUGCACCACGUCCCCGACGAGUCGGUGAGCACGGCGAACCACCGCGACCGCCUCCUGAGGAUGGUGAAGGGCCUGUCGCCGAGGGUGCUCACCCUGGUGGAGAUGGAGUCCAACACGAACACGGCCCCGUUCACGCAGAGGUUCGCGGAGACGCUCGACUACUACACCGCCAUCUUCGAGUCCAUCGACCUGACGCUGCCGAGGGACGACAGGGAGAGGAUCAACAUGGAGCAGCACUGCCUCGCGAGGGAGAUCGUCAACCUCGUCGCCUGCGAGGGGGAGGAGCGGGCGGAGCGGUACGAGCCCUUCGGCAAGUGGAAGGCGCGGCUCACCAUGGCCGGCCUCAGGCCGUCCCCGCUCAGCUCGCUGGUGAACGCCACCAUCAGGACGCUGCUGCAGAGCUACUCCGACGACUACAAGCUCGCCGAGAGGGACGGGGCGCUCUACCUCGGGUGGAAGAACAGGCCACUGGUGGUCUCGUCGGCAUGGCACUAGGAAGAGGUAGGAAAAGCUGUGAUGACUUUUGAGGUGUGAUCUGACGACAAAACUUCCCUUGUAAUACUCUAGGAAGCUAUAGUGAUUACGUGCUGGCAAGGACGUAAGGUCAGGGUAGCUUAUAACAUGGUGUUGUAAUGGCAACCGUAGCGUUUAGGGUCAGGCAUGAAAGUGCUGAUGAGGUGUAGUAUAAUGUUUGGGAGUAUAUUUUUCAGUUUUUUUUUGAUGUUUUGUUGUAAUGUUGUCACACUAAUCUUAUCAGGAUUAUCUACUGUAAGCUAAAGAUCCAUUGGAAUGGUGGCGAAUAGGGCAAUAGGGCUUAAGAUUAUCUACUGUAAGCUAACGAUCCAUUGGAAUGGUGGCGAGUAGGGCUUAAAAU